Messenger RNA from Penicillium griseofulvum, 6339 nucleotides. Its product is annotated as karyopherin MSN5. The transcript has 12 exons. The coding region runs from base 1 to 6339 and encodes 2112 amino acids. Gene Ontology annotation, biological process: ergosteryl 3-beta-D-glucoside catabolic process. The record is from RefSeq and is a predicted model, not a curated record. Lineage: Eukaryota; Fungi; Ascomycota; Eurotiomycetes; Eurotiales; Aspergillaceae. Gene Ontology annotation, molecular function: steryl-beta-glucosidase activity.
AUGGCCCCUCUACGCCUAAAGGUCGAUGGACAGUCUUUUCGAGAUCCUCACAACCGGGAGAUCAUACUAAGGGGGAUAAACGUUGCGGGUGAUGCAAAAUACCCAAAGACACCUGACGUCCCCUCAUACAUCGCCGAGGAUUUCUUUGACGGGGACAAUGUCUCAUUUGUUGGGCGGCCUUUUUCACUAGAAGAUGCCCAUGACCAUUUCAAGCGCCUUCGGAAAUGGGGUUAUAACACAAUCAGAUACAUCUUUACCUGGGAGGCCAUCGAGCAUGCAGGACCGGGAGUUUACGACCAUGAGUGGGUUGCAUUCACUAUAGAAGUUCUCCGGAUAGCCAAACAAUACAACUUCUGGGUCUUUAUGGACCCACAUCAGGAUGUGUGGUCUAGGUUCUCAGGAGGAUCUGGGGCGCCGAUGUGGACAUUGUAUGCAGCGGGACUAAACCCAAAAACUUUCAAAAAGACAGAAGCCGCCUUGGUUCAGAACACAUAUGACAUCCCCGCGGAGUUUCCCAAGAUGAUCUGGAGCACGAAUUAUACUAGACUGGUUUGUCAAACCAUGUUUACCUUGUUUUGGGCUGGGCGGGACUUUGCUCCUAAGGCGGUCAUUGACGGUAUGAACAUUCAAGACUAUCUCCAGAAGCACUUUAUCGAUGCAUGUGCAUACUUGGCACGGAGAAUUCAUGAAGCGGGUGAUCUUGAUGGCGAAGUUGUCAUUGGCUGGGAGAGUAUAAAUGAGCCUAACCGUGGUAUUAUCGGUGUGCAAGAUAUCUCGGUAAUUCCGCCUGAGCAACAGCUUCAACUUGGCACUUCACCGACAGCAUUCCAAGCAAUACUCACCGGCUCAGGCAAGGCUUGCGAGCAGACGACAUGGGCAUUUGGUAACUUUGGACCUUACAAAACUGGCAUGAACCUAGUGGAUCCAGCAGGCGAGAUAGCCUGGUUACCAGCUGACCACGAUGAUACCAAAUAUGGCUGGCAACGUGAUCCUGAAUGGAAACUUGGAGAGUGUAUAUGGGCUCAACAUGGAGUUUGGGACCCGUCUACAGACACCCUUCUACAAAAGGGUUAUUUCUCAAAGAAUCCUCGGACGGGUGAGCCACUCGAUUAUGAAAGAUUUACAAACUCGUAUUUCUUGGACCAUUACCGAGCAUUCAAAAAUGCCAUUCGAGGAAUCUGGUCCGACGCAAUAAUGUUUUGCCAGCCACCUGUGAUGGAGGUACCGCCAGAUGUCAAAGGCACUGCUGAUGAUGACACUAACAUGGUUCAUGCGAUUCAUUUCUAUGAUGGGUUAACUCUUUUGACAAAGCAUUGGAAUCGGCUCUACAAUGUGGAUGUUAUUGGUGUUCUCCGGGGCAAGUACCUCACUCCUGCCUUUGCCCUCAAGAUUGGCGAGUCGGCUAUUCGCAACUGUUUGCGUGACCAGCUUAAAUUUCUCCGUGAUGAAAGCCGAAAUUACAUGGGUAAUCAUCCGGUGGUAUUCACGGAGAUUGGUAUUCCCUAUGACAUGGACGACAAAAAUGCGUACAAGACCGGCGACUAUAGUAGCCAAACCAGCGCUAUGGACGCCAAUCAUUUUGCACUGGAGGGCAGUACUUCUAAUGGCUUCACCCUCUGGGUAUAUGCCGCACAAAACGACCACGAAUGGGGUGAUCAAUGGAAUGGAGAGGACCUGUCUAUUAAUUCCCGCGACGAUCUAGAACUUCCAGCAGGAUCCAACACUCAAUCUCUUGAUUCCCGUUCCCCGGCCUACUCCGAGAGCCAGAGUACCGGAGAGGAAUCAAAUAUUGGACCUGGUAAUCUUAAAGGUGCUCUGUCAACUCCUUCGAUCUCCAGUGACUGCCAGCCAUCUCUAAAACAGCAGCAAGGCUAUCGUGCUGCAGAGGCAUACCUCCGCCCGAGUCCAACAUACGUCAAUGGAAAGUUGGAUAGUCACGUUUUCGAUCUCAAGAAUUGCGUGUUUACUCUAUCAUUGACGGCCAAAGGAGCAACUACUGCGAACGCCCCGACCGAAAUAUAUCUUCCGGAGUUCCAUUUCCCAGAGAGUGCCAUCGCUGUUUCAGUCAGCGGUGGCAAGUGGGACAUUGAUGUUAAAGACAUCCAGGGUGUCAAGGUACAGCACCUCCGAUGGUGGCAUGCCGAAGGAGAACAGGAUAUCAAAAUCGAGGGACUCAAACGCAAGCCUGGGGAGUUUGCUAAUCCUGGAGGUGAAGGUAGCGGCUAUGUUGAACAAUGCCAAAAGGGGAAAAUUCUCAGCCCGACAAGUCACCAAUUGUCUUCUGCAAGUCUUCCCUUUCGUGAUCUUAACCUGCGCCAACCCACUGCAUUGCAAAAGUACCAAUUCACAGCUUCAAGUCUACUCAACCUCGAACCACCUUCCCCCCGGAAAGAGCGAGUGGCGCGUGCGGAUGGCCGUUGCGGUGUCCGACUGCUAAACACAGGACAAGUUCAACGGCCAUCGAGUCUUACCCACCCUCUUCCUGACUAUGAGACGCGGUCUACUACUGUGACACCAACACCAAGAGUUUACAUUUUUUAUUCAAUACUUCUGCAACGCGUUAACGAGAUGGCUGCGGAGGAGUUGUCGGAGGGCGGUAUGGCCGAUAUCAUCCGUGCCUUGCAACUCAUUCACAAUCCUACAUCGUCAAAUGAGAUCCGGAGGGAGGCUUCGCAGUUUGUAGAGAGCCUGAAAGAUUCGGAUGCCGCGGCGCGAAAUGGUUUCCUUUUGGCUUCUCGUAUGGAGCAUGAGGCGGUUGUCCGGUACUUCGGUCUUACUCUCCUGGAUCACGUUCUUCGCCAGUACAACUUCACGAAUCCCGACGAAGCCAAGACCCUGCGCAUGAUGAUUUUGCAACUCGCCGAGAACGUCCGCCCCGAAGACCCUGCCUACUUUCGGAAUAAGAUCUCCCAGCUGUGGAGCGAGGCCGCUAAGAAGACCUGGGGGCUGGAUUGGAUGGAUAUGGAUGCCAAUUUGCUUCAGUUCUGGGGUGCAUCUCUCGUUCACAAAGAGCUGGUACUCGCUGUUCUGGAGACCCUUUCUGAGGAUGUCUUUUUCCGAGAAGAUACUGCCUCAUCACUGCGAGGAGGUGAGCUCAAUCGUUCGCUCAUUGAGAUCUUUACCCCCGCAGGGAUCGUAGAGCAAAUUACCGGAGAUAAAAAUGUCGCCACUAUUCCACGCUGUGGGCAAGAGGGCUGGCUCGUUCGAAUCUGCGAAUUUCUCGACAAUUGCGUCCAGAAUAUCUCUAGCUCGGAACAGGCUCGCGAUGCGGCCAUCAAGGCCCUGGCAACUUUGAGAUCUGCUCUAUCAUGGUCCGUUUAUAAGGGUGUUAUUGCCUCCCAGGUUGUCCCCAGCAUUUUCCGAGCGUUGCCUUGUCAAGAUGACCAGGUGCUUCUCGCUGCAGUUGAAGCACUUCAUGCGCUCUACGGAAGAAACACUAUUGGAAGCGAAGACUCGCAAGAGCUAGUCUGCCUGGUCUUUGAGUCAGAAUACCUUGUUGUUCUUCAAAGGCUUUAUGAAUGGUCAAUCGUUGGUCCAGACGAUGUCGAUGAUCCCAAAUAUCUCAUCUCCAAAAAGCUUUCUGAGAUGGUCUCAUAUAUUGCAGGGUGCUUGGAAGAUGCCAAGUUUUUAAUCUCUACAAGGGAUCGUUUGAAUUUGCCGCCAUUCCUGCAAUUCAUGGCCAACAUCAUGCAGCACCAGAGCUUGACGGUCUCCAUACCUUGCUUGCAUCUUUGGUCCAGGCUGUUACAAAACUCAAAAAUUAGUAACCUGGACUUUGUGCUGGAGCAAACUCCUCAGUUCUUGAACAUUUGCACCCAGAGGCUUCUUCGUUGGGAGUCUCUCCCGACCGAAUCCGAUGAUCCCACUGUUCAGUUUUUGGUCGAGGACAUUGAUACCAUUCCAGAGCGGCAUGCCUUUGUUGGCAAUUAUCGCCGUUACUGUUCCUCGAUCAUCGAAACCAUUACCCUCAAGCGGCCCCAAGAAGCGGUGCGUGAAAUUCUGGCCCGGGUGGACACCAACCUCGACAAUUUGUAUAGUGGCGUUCAGCCAUUUAGCAUGCAAACUUUUACGAAAUCCUCGAUUCCUCUCAUGCGAGCGGAUGCUCAAUUUUCAGUGGUAGAGGCUGUCAUCAAGGGCUACAACAAGUGGGUUUCGGCUCAUGGAAAAGCACCCCAGCGUGAUGAGAGUAAACGCAUGGAAUUAGAACAUGCGGUGGAAAACUGGGCGACGACUCUGAUGCAAAGAUCUUUUGAGGAUCCGGUCCUGAAACAGAGAGUCAUCAAAUUGGCUGUCGACAUAUCUUCAAGGGCUUUGGAUAAUCAUCCGGGAUUUGCGCUCAAAGUUCUGGAGCAUAUCCUCAUGUCCCGUCUACCAGACCAGUCUGAAUACCCGUUGUAUUCCGAGGCUGUCAAAGAGCUUCAUGCUUUGACAAGCUCUGAGCUUCGUCGGUUGGCUAUGCGCUAUGCGGACUACUUCUAUACUUUCUAUGAUCUUCUUGAGCCAAAAAUAAAAGAAAUCACGCUGGCUAACCGCAUCGAUGACAAGUUGCAAAUGGAACUGACUUCUAUCUUGGUCAUUAUCAUGCAACGCGCAAUUAAUGUUGAUCCUUAUCUGCGCCAAAAUCGUCUCGCAUCCUUCCUCCAGCCUAUCCGUGACUCAUGGCAAGACGAUCAAUUUCGUCUCAAUAGCUCCACUUUCCCCGGGUUUUGCAGUAUGCUUGGAUUGGAAAAUGUCGGUGCAUACAUGCAAUCUAAACAAGCACAGAAACUAGCGGACUGGUCCGAAGUGGUCUUGGACAACGAAGGAAGGUUGGUCCAAGAAGAGAUGACCAGGAAAUUCCAGCUGUUGCCAUUGCGUAGCACCAAGACUAUGUUGGCUGUUUCCACGGAUCGAGUCAAGAAGUCUUCGCCAGCUUAUGCGACCGCCUGCGAGAUGUGGCAUGAACUGAUCCCUGUGAUUCUUCCCACUUUGCUGCAGCUUGUUAGACACGCCCAUGCCUUCCACAAUCCUGCCAAUUGGAAUAUGGUCGAAGGCAUGCAACCAGUGGUUGAACGUAUCCUCACGGAUCGAUUUUGGCAGGCUGGUAUUUCUAUCGGCAGCCGCGAUGAGUUCUACGCCAGAAUCACAUCAUCGAAGUCUACGCUGGAAGGGUUUGCAUCAUCCGUUCGAGGAAAAGUCCGAGCUGUCCGCGAAGCAUGCUACUCCAUGCUGUUCAGCAUGAGCAGGAUGCGAGAGCACUUUUAUGGAUUUGCCGAACUCCCAGGUCCCCUAUCCGAAGCCCUGUUCGUUGACUCACCACAUCUGUCUUCUCACCAGUUCUCGGUUCUUCUCAACAUCUCGCGAUGUCUAAUUGAUGACUGCCCCGUGCAAUUCCGGAGCCAAUUCUUGCCCCCCAUGCUAUCGACUCUCUUCACCAACAUUGAUAGGAAAGUCACCACAGAAUGGGAAAUCAUCGAGCAGCGCAGAAACGGAAUUUCGGAUGGCGAUCUCACCACAGAGAUGAAGUCCGAAAGCGUCCUUCGACAGCUGACUUACUCUGCUGUGAUCAUGGUUGCGAGCCUAUUCGAUCCACAACGAGGCGGUAAAAACUCCCUGACCCGUCCGCUAUACAAAAACCUAAACCAUCUCAUACUGACGGAACGUGACCCCCCAGACCCAGAAGGGGCUGAAUCGGACCCCAGUGCACCUCAGCCGACCCCGAACACCUCUGACUCUAUUCGCCAUUUCGUUCUCUCCUCCCCCGCGAUCUUUGAGCCAAUCAUGCUCUUCUGCACGCACGCUCUUCGUAUGCGCGAUACGCGUAGCGGUAGCAUUAUCACCCGCGUCAUUCGGUCAAUUUUACAAGACUUUGUACCCGCGAACGAUACCCAGGACACACAAACGAUCGCGACCAUCCGCGAGUUCAUAUGUACUGAUGUCCUCACAGCAUGCAUUUCGUCCGUACAUGAAUCAUACUUUGUCGAUAUGCAAAAGGACCUCGCUCAGCUAAUUGCAUCAAUUUGGUGUCUCUAUGGCUUCUGUAGCGAGACACCUCGUGCUGUUUUCCUGAGCUUGCCUGGAAUCAGCGCAGAGAAAGUGGCCCAGACCGAGUCUGCACUUCAUCAAACUACCUCGCCAAGGACACAGCGCGCAUUGGUCUUGGAGCUUCUUGAGCCACUGCGCGGCAUCAGUGUUGCCGAGCAGGGAAAGAUGCUGGGUUCGCGCGAGGAACGUCGGAAGGCCCGUUCAGCAUUGCAGGAGAGGUACAUGACCAAUGAGAUGGAGACUCAGCAGCAGACUCACCGUGUCGAUAUUAAUGAUGGUCCCGAUCUUGGUGGGGUGGCUGAUCUAUUCGGAUAG